This is a messenger RNA of Sclerotinia sclerotiorum 1980 UF-70, 222 nucleotides long. RefSeq lists its product with no specific name. The transcript is spliced from 2 exons. The coding region runs from base 1 to 222 and encodes 73 amino acids. Lineage: Eukaryota; Fungi; Ascomycota; Leotiomycetes; Helotiales; Sclerotiniaceae. The record is from RefSeq and is a predicted model, not a curated record.
AUGACCAACAAUCUUACUCAAUCUGCAUCAUUACAAGGAAUCUAUUUGAACCUUGACAUCACUUGGCUGAUUUUAAAAAUCGUGGCAGAUUUUGCUCCGAUCAUCAGAAUGAUUCGUCUUACAAGAUCUGGGGAUGUAAAAGAUGUUAUUUGUCUAGGAUUCGAACUCUUUGUGUCCCAACUCUUACCUUCUACGAACUUUUCGUUGUCGUCAAAUAUUUGA